AUGUCUACAUUACUUAAAUAUCGCUUACAUGAUGCAACAGGCGAUGGUGGCAGGUGCCUCAACGAGAAGCCGUACCUUGACCCCAAGAAGCUUCAGAUCAACCUAACGGGCUUCAUGGCCAAGAACGCCCGCAUUUUCGUGAAGGAAUUGUGGGAUCUGCUCUUGGCUGCCCAGGAUAGCGAAUACGGCAUCCCCCAGGUCUUCAUCGAUGAGAAAAAGCGUGAGAUCGCGGCGAUUCAGGGAGCCGCAAACGAAGUAGAAGACACGCUAAGGCAAAUGGGUUCCUCACUCCCCGCAUCCAACCAUACAGAGCGUGAUUCCAACUCCGCUGCGGAAGGCGCGGUUCAGAAUACCAACGAGCCAUCGUCUGCCGUAGGUGUGGGCGGUGAGGCCGAAUCGGGUCCAAGCGAACAUCGGGAAUCACAUCGCCAAAGCCUGCAAAGCAAAAGGAGCGCUGGAAGGUCGUGGUACGAAACUCGGAAACGCGCAAACCGUCGUGCCAAAUACCCCGCCCGCCGCCACGACGACUCUAUUCGCGAUCGUGGUCAUCGUCGUCGUAGGUCACCUUCGUCGGGCUCUUCAAGAUCCAGUUCCGAGUCGGUGAGUUACCGCCGUCGCACGCACCGAAGGAGGUCUCCAUCCCGCAGUUCCUCCGUGUCGUAUUCAAAUCGCAGCGGGUCCUCGUCGUCGAGGUCUUCUUCCGCGGUGCGCAGGGCACCUCGCCACGGCCGUCGUCGGCCAUACUCCAGCGUGUCUAGUGAUUCCCCCAGUCCCUCAGAGUUUUCCUUGGACUCUCGUGCUUCGCGCUCUGUAGACUCAUCGGUUUCUCGCAGGAGUCGUGGCAAGCGGUAUGAAUCCCGUCGUAGCCGUGACCGCUCCGUGAGCCAUCGCAGAAGACGCAGUAGCGAUAGUUCUUCAUCCAGGUCAUCCUCUAGAUCUUCCAGGAGCUCUUCGAGUUCGAGCAGCUACAGAACUAGGAGGCGACGUGGCAGUGGCAGGCGAUACAGGUCGCGUGACCGUCGAUCCUAUUCGUGA
Molecule: messenger RNA, 1035 nt
Organism: Babesia bigemina
Lineage: Eukaryota; Apicomplexa; Aconoidasida; Piroplasmida; Babesiidae
Exons: 1
Coding region: 1-1035 (344 amino acids)
Biological process (GO): regulation of mRNA splicing, via spliceosome; mRNA processing
Cellular component (GO): spliceosomal complex
Molecular function (GO): RNA binding
Source: RefSeq, a predicted model, not a curated record